CGGAGAGCGCUAAGCGCAGGCUGCCAGACGUCGCUAGAGCCCCGCCGGCGACGCAGCAUCCGAGGAGGCUCCGGAGGAUCGGGCGAGAACCGAGAAAGCCGCGCCUCUCGCCGCCGUUCCGGGCGAAGGAGCUUCAACCCUGCAGGUCGAGGGCCUUUCGAUGCCGUCGCAGUUUUUGCAGGAGGAGAUUACUCCAGAGUUUUCUACCAUGCCUGCCUUUGCUGACAUUACCCAGAAUGGGGUAGCUCAUUCAGAAAAAGUCCAUCCCACUUAUGAGCAUCUGGGGUCAGGGAGAGAGAUGACAGAUGACAUUUUCGAUGAGACGUAUCGUGAGAAGGAGGGUCCUAAGCCUGUGAUGAGAUACGUCUGGAGGAACAUUAUCCUCAUGACUCUUCUCCAUGUAACUGCACUGUAUGCCAUCUUGUUCAUACCUUCUGCAAAGCCACUCACUUUGGUGUGGGCUGUUUUGUGCUUCAUCUUGGGUGGUCUUGGAGUUACAGCUGGAGCACAUCGACUUUGGAGUCACCGGUCUUACAAAGCUACCUUGCCUCUCCGAAUAUUCUUGGCCAUAAUCAACUCCAUGGCUUUCCAGAAUGAUAUUUAUGAGUGGGCCAGAGACCACCGUGCACACCACAAAUUCUCUGAGACUGAUGCAGAUCCCCACAAUGCAAAACGGGGCUUUUUCUUUGCUCAUAUUGGCUGGCUAUUGGUGCGCAAACACCCUGAUGUCAUUGAAAAAGGACAGAAGCUGGACUUGUCUGACCUGAAAGGUGACCGAGUUGUGAUGUUCCAGAGAAGGCAUUACAAGGCCUCCGUGGUGCUCCUGUGCUUCUUGUUUCCUUCCUUUGUUCCUUGGUACUGCUGGGGAGAAGCCUUUCUCACCAGCUUCCUGCUGUCUAUUCUCCGCUACACAGUAACCCUCAAUGCCUCCUGGCUGGUGAACAGUGCAGCACACACGUAUGGCAAUCGGCCAUAUGAUCGCCAUAUCAACCCCAGAGAAAACCACUUUGUGGUCUUUGGAGCCUUGGGGGAAGGCUUCCAUAAUUACCAUCAUACUUUCCCCUUCGAUUACUCAACGAGUGAAUUUGGCUGGCGGUGGAAUUUCACUACUGGUUUCAUUGAUCUGAUGUGCUAUCUUGGCUUGGCCAGCGACUGCAAGAAAGUGGCCAAGGAGACCAUCUUGGCUCGAAAAAUUCGGACUGGUGAUGGAAGCUAGAAGACUGGCUGAAGACCUGUUUCCCUGACGUUUGUUUCCUUGUCUUUCCAGCAACUUAGUUAUACAUUUGAUUUGUUUACUAGCUGUUAGGACUGUGCAAAGCAUCAAACGGAGGGGGCUUCGCAAAGUGCAUUGACACAAAUGAACAUUAAAUCAGUUGUGUCCUCUGAAAGGCCAGGAGCUGCUGUUUUGAAGAUUUUCCUGGUUCCCUGCUCAGGUGUGUGUAUACACAGCUGCUUUGCUUGGCUGAUAGUUGAAUCAGAUGGGCUUUCUGUGCAUGCACACACAGAUGGGAACAGUCAGGGUCGCCCCUCAAAACAGCCAAGCCAAGCUGUCUUCACGUUGCAGCUGCUUCAUGCUUUGAGGGUGGAUAAUUCACUAAUUUUGCAAAGCCCCCCUUUCAAAUGCUUUGCACAGCCACAUAACUACCAAGCAAUGUGUUUAGGAUGUUUAAAUGGGUGACUAACUCAUUCUAGUUUUGUCUUUUGAAACAAUAUAUUCAAGGCAUGUAGCCAAACCUUGCCCCCCACCCCCAGUCGGUCUUGGAGGCUGCUUUUCUAAGUCUUUUCCACCCCUCCUCUGCAAACUUUUCCUUUUCUCUUCUCUGUUUUUUUCUCUGUUUCUCUCAUUAGAGUUAGUUAGACUUCUAGGCAGCAGUUCUGAAAACUAUUAGAAAUUGAGAAAAGGAUGUGUAUACUGAAUGGGAAGGCAGAAGAUAAGAUCAUCUUAUAUGAGAAGCACCUAAUUUUACAGAUCAAUCCCAGAAGUAGCCGUUGAGUUUUUAGCUGGGACUAGGCAAUUGGAGCUCCCUCCCUCCACGUCCUAGGAAAAAGUUGUAUUGUCUCUUGGAGGAGAGUCAGGUUGUUCCUUAAUGGUAAAGGCAGGAUCUGUUUUGAAUUUUAUCCUGCUCAGUCUCUCUCUCUCAGCAAUUUCCCCCUAUCGCUUACCUUGCAAAUGGUGGGGCAGAACAUCUGACUGCUCUCGGCUUCGUUUUGCGGACAUCUCCCAUAGGCCCAACUCUUACUCCCCUUGAGUGUUCAGCUGGCUAGUCGCUGCUUCCAAACGGGGAAGUCACUUGCCCCACAACUGAUCCCGUUUUUAGGAAGGGGCAGAGGCUACACUAUUCUCUUACUUGAUUUGAUUAUCUCAGUAUUUACUAUGAAGUCAUGAUGGGAACCUUUGAGGUAGUCAUUGUGGAGACCUGACAUUGAGAGAGGCAGAGCUUUUAUACCAGAAAGAGGGAACUUGGGAGCAUGUGGUUUAUUUUUUCAUGUAUCCCAUUAGGUCUCAUUUUUAGGGCACUUGUUUGCUAGCCAGUGGAGGACACGAUGUCCUUGCCACACCUACCUCUAGCAGUCUAAUUGGUCUCUCCAGGGCUUUUAUAUUAGCCAUGAGAGUAAAUGUACUACAUAGAGGUCAAACAGCAGAGCAAGAAGGGAUGGCAUAUCUCCAUUCCCUGUUGCUCAGUUUCCCAAAAACAUCUGGCUGGGCCCUGGAAGACAGGAUUUGAUGAAUGACUACUUUGACCCAUCAGGCCUCCUCUAAAUAUCUAGGCUUAUCUGAAAAUUCUUGGUUAAGAUGCAUCAACAAAGACAAGUAGAUAUGGCACCAAGAUGAGUAUUUUGCCCCAGUCGAAAGCAAGGGUAUAAUAACCAGUUAGUUAAAAUUUGGUUGUACUUCCUUAAGCACUUCAGCAACACAAGGAAAUAAUGGAAAACCCCAUGGACUUCAUUCUUCUGGUAUUUGGAAAGGUAGGAUCUCAGACACCCUUGACUGAACAUACUUGUUUCCCCCUUUGAGUGCAUCUUUAAAGAACAGCAUGUACCAAAGGUGUAAAGACCAAUCGUUUUGCUGAUGGACAAUUGUGAGUUCUAUAGGUAUUUAUUGAACUUAUACCUUCAUUAUUGUUUACCUACAAAAGUGAAUACAAAAGGAUCUCAGAGGGCAGGAAGUUAUUACCAGGCUGGCAGGACUUCCUGAAAGGUCUCAGGUUUUAGUUCUCUUAGCCAGAGAUAUCCAAGGCCCUUCCCUUCAGUUGAGGAAAGAGAAAGAAUGUACUUGGGAAGUUUUUGCCCAGAAGUAAAGAGUUUAACAAAAACCUUGUAAAAACUCUAAGUUAAGCAGCCUGCAGGCUUGAAUUGAGGAAGAUUUAGUGAGACAUUCCCUUUUUUCAAUAGCAGAGCAAAAGGGAAAGAGGAAACGGACAAAGGAAAGCAGCGAUUAUGUUUAGUAGCGUUUCUCAACCUUGGCCAUUUUAAGAUACUUGCUGGGAGUUCUGGGGGUAGAAUUCCACACACCUUAAAAUGGCUAAUGUUGAGAAACACUGAUAUAUAGCAAAGAUUCUAAAUAAAAUCAAUAAAGUCCCUUACUUAGCUAAUUAGAUGCUAUGUGCUUUAUGAUUCUUGAUUUAGAGGUUUGUACUGAAUUGGAAGCUGAUGGUUUGCUUAGAUGCUGUUAGAAAAGCACAGGAGCAGAGCAAAGUCUCUAACAUUGGUGGGAACCUGAGAUCAGGAAAAGCCCGCUUCUUAGCGGGGCAUUUUCUUUUCUCCAAGAAUGCGGCCCCCUCCAUUUUUUAUGUCAGUGGCCUAAAGAGAUCAAGAGAUCACAAAAAGAUCGUAUGAUGGCACAUGCUGAAUCUGCCAUAAGAUGUUUGGAAUUAUAUAGGCCUGGUAAAAAUGCUCUUUGUCUUCCUCUUAACCCUGGUAAUGUCACGCUACGAACUGGUCUAUUCAGUCAUGUGACAGGGGCAACAAAAAAGAGGCCGACAGGCCAAACAUGCCUUUUCCUCCUCAGGAUGGGGUUUUGAAACAAAGGCACGGUCACAUUCACACACACAUGGACAAAUGCGAUUGGACACUUGACCGGAGCUAUGUGAACUUAUGAAUGGGAUGCUACUGAAAGUCCAUGGAAGGAAACUUAGUUGCCUCACAUGUCUUGGUAAUUGGACAACUAUUUGGAUGUGUCUUACAGGUUUAUUGGGUUGAUUUUUUAGGGUUUUUUUUUAAAAACAUGAAUACAAGUAUUGAGUUAUUUGCUGUCUUUUAUUGUUGUUUAGUGUGUAAAUUAUUUCUGAAGUAUCUUUCAAGAAAUAUUUUUACAUUAAUUAUUCACCUGCAUUCAAUUGCGGAUACAGGGAGUUUUUUUUUUCUUGGGUUGGGUUCAGUUUUGGUUAAUUAAAGGCUUUCAUCACUUGCCAAAACUAGUCUUAUUUGCUGAGGUUUGUGCUUAGUGCAGAACAUUUUAGUGUGUGUGUGUGUGUGUGUGUCUCUCUCUCUCUCUCUCUCUGUGCCUCUCUGUCUCUCUCUUGCUGGGCGCUUCCAGAUGAGGCUGUUACCACAGGGUUCCCUUGCUCCUUACUCACAGAAUCAGGGGGUGUUAAAUUUUUCUUUCAGGUUUUUGUACUGCUUCUUUGGCUGCUUUUUUUGACCAUGGAAAAUCCAUUGUGGAAGGAAUGAAAGAUUUGCUGUUCAGUGCCUUUUCACUGAUACUACUGGGAAUCAUGUUGUUGGGCUUAGCAUGAUGUGUCGGUCUUAGGAGAGAGCGAGGCCUUGCAGCCAGAGCAGAGCCUUCACAUUUGGCAAGGCAGCAGCUUAGAGUCAUAGACAAGCCUCUUCUGCCUGCCCUAAGCUGGAAAUGUGACGUGACUUAACUCUUCCAUGGCUUCAGGUCUGAUAUCUGCAUCACUGGACUUCUGUUUACUAUUUGGGACAAAGUUGGCUUGCAUAUCUUCUUUCUAGUUUAACAAUUUGUUUGUAGUAUUAAUUUAAUGUUACUUUGUUUGUAACACUUGCUGGCAAUAUUCUAAUAAAGGUGAUAGUGUCAAACCAUCAGAAUGCAAUAGAUAAGCAAGUUUAUUGCCCCACUCCUUUUAAGCUGAAAAGCAGAAUAUCUAAACAGUUGGUAUGAAAGUUAAUGUGUAUUGUCUAAGCUCCAAAGCUCUUGAAGUUGGGUAGAACCUUUGUUUUUCUAUUUCUAAUAUUUUCACAUGUUAUGUGCUCACAACUAAUUGCUUCUAAUAUGAGACUUGAAGUUUUUGUUUAUAAUAAAAUAGUUGAUUUUCAA
Candoia aspera is the source of this 5278-nucleotide messenger RNA. It is a transcript of the gene SCD, whose product is annotated as stearoyl-CoA desaturase. Bases 161 to 1216 code for a protein of 351 amino acids. Gene Ontology annotation, molecular function: stearoyl-CoA 9-desaturase activity; palmitoyl-CoA 9-desaturase activity; iron ion binding. The record is from RefSeq and is a predicted model, not a curated record. Gene Ontology annotation, cellular component: endoplasmic reticulum membrane. Gene Ontology annotation, biological process: unsaturated fatty acid biosynthetic process; response to fatty acid; monounsaturated fatty acid biosynthetic process. The transcript has 6 exons. Lineage: Eukaryota; Metazoa; Chordata; Lepidosauria; Squamata; Candoiidae.